GCGGCAGGGCCCCACCCGCUCGGUGUAAUCCCCGCCGAACAGGCCCCGCCUCGGCGCUCCGGCGCCGCUAAAGAGCCGCCAACUCCUGGUUUGGGGCCCAACAGCAUGUUUUCGGACCGUUAGUUGUCCCUGCGUCUUUUUGCAUUGUCCUUCAGACUACUCCCAAUGCCGCCCGCAAUAUCGCCAGCGGAGCUUGCCCAGCACAACACGGCGGACUCGCUCUGGCUCGCCAUUGACGGCGAGGUUUACGACUUCACCGAGUUCGCGCCAACACAUCCCGGCGGCAUAGACAUCCUCCUGCAGUACGCCGGCAACGACGCCAGCGCAGCUUACAAUGCGGUGCACUCGCCGUCCCUCGUCAAGGCCAUCCUCCCGACGUCUAAGCACCUAGGCCGGCUGUCCUCACCCCUGCCGCCGUCUCCCUCGGCAACCACGCCGGCAACAGCACCAUCUCAGCCUUCUAAGCCCCCACUAUCCAGCCUCAUAUCGGUCAACGACUUCCGCCUGGCCGCACACACCUUCCUGCCGCCGAAAACGCUCGCAUUCAUCUCCUCCGCCGCCACCGACUGCCACACCCACCGCCGCAACAGCACCGCCUACUCCGAGAUCACGCUCCGCCCGCGCGUGCUCGUCGACGUGUCCGCCCCAGUCAACUUGGAGACGACCAUCCUCGGCCAGCCCGUGCCGUCGCCCAUCUUCGUCUCGCCCACGUCGCUCGGCAAGACGGUCCACCCGGAGGGCGAGCUCGAGAUCGCGCGCGCGUGCAAGGAGCUCGGCGGGGUCGCCCAGGUCGUCAGCACGAGCGCGAGCUUCUCGGUCGCCGACGUCGUGCGCGCAGCCGCCGAGCACCCCGCCGCCGCAACAAGCCCCGGGUCCGGCGCCCCGCCCUGCAACCCGCCCGUCUUCCUCCAGCUCUACGUCGACAAGAACGCCGCCAACACCGCCGCGCUCCUGCAGUCCCUCACCACCAAGGGGCUCGACGGAAAAACACCCACCGACGAGCCCCUGAUCAAGGGCGUCUUCCUGACCGUCGACGCCCCCGUCCCCGGCAAGCGCGAGGCCGACGAGCGCAUCCCCGCAUCCCCCUCCCCCACCACCACCACCCCAAUGGCAACGCAAGUGACCCCGCAGACCGACGCGCGCGGCUCCGCCCUAGGCCGGCUGAUGGCAUCAUACAUCUCUUCCUCUCUAACCUGGUCGCGCACGCUGCCGUGGCUGCGCAGCCAGCUGGCGCGCGGCGGCGACGGGCUGCGGCGCGUGCGCGUGCCGCUGGUGGUCAAGGGGGUGCAGACGGCGGCGGACGCGGUGCGGGCGCUGCGGGCGGGCGCGGCGGGCAUCGUCGUGUCCAACCACGGCGGGCGCAGCCUCGACACGGCGCCCGCCAGCGUGCUGGUCCUGCUCGAGCUGCAGCGCUGCUGCCCCGAGGUGUUUGAGCGCAUGGAGGUGUUUGUCGACGGCGGCGUCGGGCGCGGCACGGACGUCUUCAAGGCGCUGUGCCUCGGCGCGCGCGGCGUCGGUGUCGGCAGGGGGGUGAUGUAUGGCCUGGGGUGGGGGAGGGAGGGGGUGAGGCGGGUUUUGGAGAGUAAGUCUUCUUCUUCUUCUUCUUUUUUUUUCUUCUUCUCCUGGCUUUGGCAGGGUGAGAACAGAGUCGAGCUGAGCUGAUUCGGUCAUGCCAGUCUUGAACGACGAGCUGGUCACGACCAUGAAGAUGUGUGGGGUGACGCGGCUGGAUGAGCUGCAUCCGGGCCUGCUGAACACGCGCGCGGUCGACCACCUGAUACCGGAGACCUUGAGCGAGGAGCACCCGUACGCAAAGUGGCGGAGGAGUAGAUUGUGAGGGGAACGCCGGGGUUGGCAACUUGAUAGUUCUGGAGCGCCUGUCGGUGGGUGCAACCCCUGA
Molecule: messenger RNA, 1900 nt
Organism: Thermothielavioides terrestris NRRL 8126
Lineage: Eukaryota; Fungi; Ascomycota; Sordariomycetes; Sordariales; Chaetomiaceae
Exons: 1
Molecular function (GO): oxidoreductase activity
Source: RefSeq, a predicted model, not a curated record